AUGAAUGGAGCCACGUGACCCAAACAUCACGUGACGCGUCCGUGAGCAGCGGCGGCGGAUCCCGGAAUCUCGGUCUCUCCCAGCGCCACCUCGGCCCCGGCGGCACCGUGAGGAGGAUCCUGACUGACAAGGCUCUCGUGUUAUGACGACCCCCAACAAAGGAAACAAAGCCUUAAAGGUGAAGCGGGAGCCGGGCGAGAAUGGGACCAGCUUGACAGAUGAGGAGCUGGUGACCAUGUCUGUGCGUGAGCUGAACCAGCAUCUACGGGGCCUGUCCAAAGAGGAGAUCAUCCAGUUGAAGCAGCGUCGGCGCACGCUGAAGAACCGAGGCUACGCGGCUAGCUGUCGUGUCAAGCGUGUCACCCAGAAGGAGGAACUGGAGAAGCAGAAGGCAGAGCUGCAGCAAGAGGUGGAGAAGUUGGCCUCUGAGAAUGCCAGCAUGAAAAUGGAACUUGAUGCCCUCCGCUCCAAGUAUGAGGCGCUCCAGAACUUCGCCAGAACCGUGGCCCGGAGCCCUGUGGUCCCAGCUCGGGGCCCUAUCACCUCCAGCAUGGGGCCCCUUGUCCCUGGCAAAGUCGCCACCACCAGUGUCAUCACAAUAGUGAAAUCCAAAACGGACGCCCGGUCUUAGUAAAGCAGCGCUGCCUGGGCUUGUCUGUGCAGGGCAGUUAGGUGCAAAGCUAACCUGGAAUCCCCAAAGCACAAACCCCUUUCCUGGUGGGUCAGGACUCCCUCCUCUCUGCUCGGGAAUGGCCUGCUGAUCACUCCAGUUUUGUGUUUUGUCUUGUUCAGAUUGAUAUGACCAGUGGUGACACUCCCCAUCCUGUGCAAACAGAGCCUCCCACCUAUGGGUCUACAGCCCUCUGGGGCAUCCUUGGGAUACAGACUGUGAAAGACCUUGGUGUUCUAGCCAAAGAAAUUCUGCACAGCAUGGAGGAAGGUGUGUGCUUGAGGCCCAUGACGCUCCUCAGUGGGUUGGGGAUGGGAGGGCAGAGGAGGCUCUGUGGCAGGGAGUUGGGAUCCCCUGGUUUCAGUCACUUCCGAAGGAUUUAUUCCAUUAUACUUCCAAGUGGCAUAUCUCGGUGCCUGUUAGCCAGGUGCCCAAAUCUGCUGCUUCUGUCUCACUUGGUAUCAGUGAUUGCUAGGGGGGGUAGUUUGUGUAACUGAGUUUGUGUUAACUUCUAGAGGCGCUGCCUGUGUCCCAAAGGCAGGUUUUCUUGUGACUUUCACUGCACCAGCCACACACAUGCAGUAAUGGAAGGGAGGAAACUGCAGUUCCCUGGUGUCUCUGCUCUAGAGGUGUGUGUGUGGGGGAGAUGAUGGGGACACUGUGGGGGCCAGCAAUAGGGGGAGGAGGAGGUACCAUAGUGACUGAAGGCCAGUUUUGUGCCUAACAUGUUGCACUGAACAAGACCAAAAUCACUAGUUUUUCCCAUCUAUUGAGGGUAUCAAGUGUCUCUAGUGUGAUGGUUUACACAACCAGUUUGUGGUUAAAUAGUCCUUUUAUUUAAAGAGAGAAACAUUCAUUUUAAGAGUUAUUAAAUUAUCUAAGUUUAAAAUCAGAGGAGAGAGCAUAUUUAUAGUCAGCUUUUUUUUACCGGAGCAGGCGGGAAUAUUUGACCAUAUAAACGGAGAAAUAUUCUCAAGACUCUGCUAGCUGAAAAGUAAAUAAAGAAAAAUAAUUUUAAAGUU
Molecule: messenger RNA, 1692 nt
Organism: Gopherus flavomarginatus (Mexican gopher tortoise)
Lineage: Eukaryota; Metazoa; Chordata; Testudines; Testudinidae
Gene: MAFG
Product: MAF bZIP transcription factor G
Exons: 3
Coding region: 143-631 (162 amino acids)
Biological process (GO): regulation of epidermal cell differentiation; regulation of transcription by RNA polymerase II
Cellular component (GO): nucleus
Molecular function (GO): RNA polymerase II cis-regulatory region sequence-specific DNA binding; DNA-binding transcription factor activity, RNA polymerase II-specific
Source: RefSeq, a predicted model, not a curated record